CAUGGCUACGAUUUACGAGCUCACAGUUACGAAUUUAAGAAGGCAUCUUGAGGACAGAGAAUUAGCUAUCUACCGGAUUAGAAAUCUACCGGAAAAAAGGCUGAGUUAGUCCAACGACUAAAGAAGGCUUUUUUUUUCCAACGACUAAAGAAGAAGGCCAAGGAACAAAGUUUCUGACGAUAUUUCGAAAGUUUCUUCCGAUGUAGCCAAAGUUUCCUGUGAUAUCGCAUCAUUAGAGAACAAAGUUUCCGGCGACAUCGCUUCGUUAGAAAGCAAAGUUUCUAACGAGAUUUCUUCUCUGGAAAGCAAAGUUUCUGCCAACAUCUCUAAAGUCACCUCUGAGAUGUCUGCCCUCGAAGAUAGAAUGUCUUCAUUAAAAAACCAAGUUGCUGCCGAUAUGUUGGCCUUCGAAAAAAAUAGAUGGAAAGGAAGAUGGAGGGAACAGGAAUGGCAGAGAGAGGAAAUAAUCCAAUUACAGUAGAGACAAAAGAAGACGAGACAAAAUGUAAGUUGGAAACACGGCCGAAAUUUGAAGGAAGUGGAAGUUCCGUUCAUGUCAAAGUCCCAACUUUCGACGGAAAAUCAUCAUGGAACAACUACAUGAAACAGUUCGAAUCAGCUGCAAGAGCGAAUGGAUGGUCUGAAAAAGAAAAGGCUGUAAACCUGACUAUCGCUCUUCGAGGAGAUGCCUUAGAUGUGCUCUAGACCAUAGCCGUAGAGGAGACGGAUGAUUUCGAACAACUGAAGAAGAGGUUAAAUAUGCGAUAUGGCCACGAACACUUGGAGCAUGUAUAUCAGUCGCAGCUCAAAAAUCGAAGACAAAAGAAAGAUGAGGCUCUUCAAGAAUAUGAAGUAGAUAUCGCCAGAUUAGUGCGAUAUGCUUAUCCAACAGCUCCCGAAGACAUGAUGGAAAAGUUGGCCGUUCAAACGUUUAUUGAUAGUCUUCGUGAUCAUGAGAUGCAAAGAACACUACGAUUAGCUCGUCACAAGACGCUGAUGGAUGUCUUAUCUGCCGCCCUCGAAUACGAGUCAGCUACGCUAGCCUCUGGCGGGUACAGUAAAGUUAGAACUGUAAAAGAGGAAGGAGACGAAGAUAAACUUGACCAGCUCUUUAAUAUGAUAAAAAGCAUGACACACAAGAAAACGAAGACCAUAAGACCGAAGACAAAACCAGAACGCGUCGGCCUUAGGGGAGCAGCUUCGACCCAGAACUUUACCAAAGACCCUCUGAUACUAAUAGCUUCUUUGAAAUGUCGUGAAGAUAGUGUAUAUGUAGAUGGAGAAAUAAAUGGUAAAAAGCAUACGUUGUUGGUGGAUACUGGAGCGACCAGAACCAUUAUACGCCCGACAGUUAUAAACAGCCGAAAGAAACUGUUACCAACGAGGUUGCGACUUCGGACCGCCACAGGUGAAAAUGCCAACAUUCAUGGAGAAAUCCAGGUACAAUUAGGAAUUGGAGCAGAAAAGUUCGUCCAUACUGUUAUAGUUGCUGACAUCGAAGAGGAUGUUAUAUUAGGAAUGGACGUAAUGAAUACGCAUGGAUUCCAAUUGGAUUUUAAGAAUAAGGUAAUCAAAGUUGGUAACGAGGAGGUAUUUCUCCAUCCACAUGAUGACAACACUAUGCAAGCAGCCGUUAAAGAAGAUACAGUCGUGCCUGCGAGAAGUGAAACGAUAAUAGUAGCGCGGCUACAGGGAAUUGUGGACGAAGGAACACCUGUUAUGAUGGAGCCUUGGAAUCAUGACGACGAAGUUGGCCGUGGAAUCAUAAUUGGAAAAGAAUUAGUGACUUCGGCUAAAGAAAUUCCUGUGAGACUUAUUAAUGUCAAUGACUACCCAGUGACCAUCAAGAAAGAGACAAAAGUAGGAACUUGUGUACCUGUCACAUCCAUAAUCCGUCAGACGACAACGUCUGAUAAUUCCAACGAUAAAUUUGAUCAAAUGGUUGCGGUUGCUGGACGGUCUCUGAAUCAGAUUGAGAAAAGGAAAUUAAAGGAAUUUCUUCGGCAGUAUCGUGAUAUUUUCGUACCGAAAGGAGGAAAGACGGGAAGAACUACCGUUGUUAAGCAUAAAAUUGAUACUGGUAAUGCUAAGCCAAUUCGUCAAACAGCUCGACGAUUACCACAGGCGAAAAGAGAGGAAGCUGAAACGAUUGUUCAGGAAAUGAAGAAAGACGGGGUGAUAGAACCUUCUACGAGCCCAUGGGUCUCUCCGGUGGUCCUGGUUAAGAAGAAAGACGGAACAACGAGGUUCUGUGUGGAUUACCGUUUGCUGAACAACGUUACCAAGAAAGAUAGUUAUCCUCUGCCUCGGAUCGAUGACACAUUGGACACAUUGGCUGGAAGUAAAUUAUUUUCUACUUUGGACUUGAAGUCUGGAUACUGGCAGGUAGAAAUGGACCCGGUAGAUAAAGAAAAGACAGCCUUCACCACAGGAUCUGGAUUAUGGCAAUUCAACGUUAUGCCAUUUGGACUUUGUAACGCUCCUGCGACAUUUGAGAGGCUUAUGGAAAAUGUUUUGAGAGGGUUAUCUUGGAAAACAUGCCUAGUUUAUCUAGACGACAUAAUCGUCUUGGGGGAGACAUUUGAAGACCAUCUGAAGAAUUUAGAAAACGUUUUUAAUCGACUUAAAGCUGCCCAAUUGAUGUUAAACCCCAAGAAGUGCCAGCUAUUUCAAGGUAAAGUCAAUUAUUUGGGUCAUAUAGUCAGUAAAGAAGGAGUGGCCGUGGAUAAGGGAAAAAUCGAUGCUAUUAAGGAAUGGCCAAAACCAACUGACAAACACCAAGUGAGAAGUUUUCUGGGACUAUGUACUUACUACCGGAAGUUUAUUAAGAAGUUUGCAGAUAUCGCUAAACCAUUAACGCGACUUACAGAGGAAGCAAGAGAAUACCGCUGGGAUGUAGACUGCCAGAAUGCCUUUGAGACCUUAAAAAAGCAUUUAAUCACAGCACCAAUUUUAGGGUAUCCACUGCCAGAUGGAGAGUUCAUCUUAGAUACAGAUGCAAGUAAUGUGGGAAUUGGAGGAGUGCUGUCUCAGAUUCAAGGAGGACAGGAAAGAGUCCUUGGAUAUUUUAGUAAAGUUCUCUCAAAACCUGAGCGAAAUUAUUGCGUCACGAGAAGAGAACUUUUGGCAGUAGUGAAAUCAGUAGAGCACUUCUAUCAAUACCUCUAUGGAAGGAAGUUUUUAAUCCGAACCGACCAUGCCGCCCUUAAGUGGUUGAUGCAGUUUAAGAAUCCAGAGGGUCAGAUAGCCAGGUGGAUCGAACGACUCCAAGAAUAUGAUUUUAAGAUUGAGCACCGGGCCGGAGUUAGCCACCGAAACGCUGAUUCUCUUUCCAGAAGGCCAUGCCCAGCAGAGUGUUCUCACUGCAACAAAACGGAAUCCAAGGAAGCAGCAGUGCUAAGAACGACGGUGGUCCACGACGACUGGACGCCUACCAAGAUCAGGGAAGAACAAGAGAGAGAUCCGGUUAUCCAGAAAAUCCGAAAAUGGAAAGAGGAAAACCGUCGACCACCUUGGCAGGAAAUAUCGAACCUAGGCUCGGUAGUAAAGACGUAUUGGGCCCAGUGGGACUCAUUUAUCAUGGAAGAUGGCUUGCUCAAACGAGUCCUGGAAAAUGAUGACGGUUCAGAGAAGAGAAGACAGUUGGUGAUUCCAAAGAGCAGAAUAGCCGAAGUACUUCAUCAGUUACACGACAGUCCAUCAGGAGGGCAUUUUGGUGUGAAAAAGACCCUUCAGCGAAUUCGGGAACGGUUUUAUUGGAUGAACAGUUCCGACGAUGUAAAAGACUGGUGUAAGAAAUGUACUAUUUGUGCUACGAGUAACGGGCCUUAUCGAAAAAGGAGAGCUCCUAUGAGACAAUAUAAUGUUGGAAGCCCGUUUGAAAGAAUAGCUUUGGACAUUGCUGGGCCAUUUCCAGAAAGUGAUAAUGGAGGCAAGUACAUGUUGGUAGUAAUGGAUUACUUCACUAAGUGGGUCGAGAUUUACGCACUUCCAGACCAGAAGGCCGCCACCGUUGCAGAUAAGUUGAUCCAAGAAUAUAUCAGCCGAUUUGGAGUGCCUUUGGAGAUCCAUAGUGACCAAGGCAGGAACUUCGAAAGCGAUUUAUUCCAAGGAAUAUGUGAUAGACUAGGUAUGAAGAAAACAAGAACUACGGCUUAUCAUCCGCAAUCGGAUGGUAUGGUAGAACGAAUGAAUAGAACAGUUGGCAAGUAUUUGACAAAGGUGGUGUCCGAUCAUCAGCGAGACUGGGACCAAUAUCUUCCGUUCUUCACAAUGGCCUACAGAUCUGCUGUCAAUGAAUCAACAGGCCAGACACCAGCCAGAGUCCUAUUCGGACGCGAGAUGCGACUACCUUGUGAUCUAGAGUUUGGGUGUCGACCUGGAGAAGAUGUAGCAGGUGAAGAUUAUGUGAUCGAAUUACGAAGAAGAAUGGACGAUGUACACGAGUUGGUCCGUUCCCAUCUCCAAAUCGCUAGUGACCGAAUGAAGAAACGGUACGAUACACAAGUCGAAAAGGGGUGUUUUAAGAAGAACGAUAAAGUCUGGCUUUAUAACCCCAAAAAGCGAAAAGGUUGUUCUCCCAAAUUGCAGCAGUUUUGGGAAGGUCCAUACCUCAUUAUGGAGAAGAUCAAUGAUGUUAUUUACCGAAUAAGCAAGAUUCCGAGAGGAAAGCCGAUGAUAGUACACCAUAACCGGUUGGCGUCUUUCGAGGGUGACCACGACGUAGAUGAAGAAGUGGAAGUAAACCAAGUCCAAGAUGUGUCUGACCUCACGUUUGAGGAAUUCAUGGGUGCCUAUGGAGGUACCGGUAAAGCAAGACAUGGUGUUACCACUGAAGAAAGGCAAGAUCUACUCGCGCUUCCCGAUGACUACUCACUGGCCCUUACCAUCCCGGCCAGUAUCAAAGAUGCACCAGGGUUGGCAUCCGUCUUUCGAAGGAAGUUUGGUCGAGUUGCAGAACUUCAAUGCCAAGUGCCAGCUCCUGGUAAAACCUUGAAACUUCAAGAUGCAUCACGUUACCUUUUCUACCUGGUAACAAAAGACACUGCCCGUGACCAACCUACCUACCGACAUGUAUGGGAAGCCUUACUUCAGUUGAGAGAGCACGUACUAGAGUCCGACGUGCAAAAGUUAACCAUGCCAAAGUUGGAGUGCCGCCAAUUAGAUUGGAGGGUUAUACGAAAUAUGGUGGAGGAAAUCUUUAAAGACAUCGAAGUCCAGGUGUUAGUCUGUUGCAAUCCGCAUAGUUACUGGUGCGGAGAGAAAACCGUCCCUUGUCAUUUCUAUACAACUGGAAGUUGUAAAAGAGGGUCCAGUUGCCGAUAUCAGCAUGUCGUUCCAGUUCCAGUCCCGACAAGGUUCCAGGAGGAACCAUCUUUUAAGAGGGGGGCAAUGUUACGAUUUUAA
This is a messenger RNA of Diabrotica balteata, 5406 nucleotides long. The record is from the annotation of a GenBank genome assembly. Lineage: Eukaryota; Metazoa; Arthropoda; Insecta; Coleoptera; Chrysomelidae.